This is a messenger RNA of Chaetomium strumarium, 1005 nucleotides long. RefSeq names its product Isochorismatase-like protein. Lineage: Eukaryota; Fungi; Ascomycota; Sordariomycetes; Sordariales; Chaetomiaceae. The transcript is spliced from 2 exons. The record is from RefSeq and is a predicted model, not a curated record. Bases 367 to 1005 code for a protein of 212 amino acids.
GGUGGCCCUGGUGGGGGUGUGUUCUUGUCUUGCAAUGCCGUCAUGAAAGAAAUGCUGUCUUCCCUUACUAAUCCAUCAGAAUUCCCGUUGUUAGCUCUUUCCAGAGCGGCAGGUUUGUGACAGGCGUGUUGUGACAAAGUGCCACGAAGUUGACUGAAGGAGACACUAGGCUGCUUGUUUUGGUUGAGGUAGAUAUAAUGAUUGUGGGGAUACACCGACUAGGCGUGAAGUGACUCACAACAUCCGCGGAGUGUCCGUACCUACCCUCUGGGGUACUGGCAUCUUUUCCUGAACAUCAAGAGUUCUGAGAAGCUUUUCAUCGAACCCGCCAGAGACCAGGACUACCCUCUAUCCCAAAAAUACAAAAUGACAACCAAAACCGCCCUCUUUGUAAUCGACAUCCAAAACGAUCUCACGACAGAUCCCAAGACUCGAAUCCCUCACGCAGACCGCAUCAGAACAGCGGGCACCAAGAUCCUCUCCGUUGCCCGAGCACGCUUGGACAAGAACAGUCCAUCAUCCACCCACCACACGGAUGUCCCGCCCCCAGCCCUGAUCGUCUUCGUACAGCACGAAGAGAGGCCCGAGGACGGCCCGCUCGUCCGAGGCAGUGAGGCCUGGAAGCUGGUGUUUGAGCCACGAGCGGACGCACCGUACUAUGAGCGCCUCGUUGGCAAAUACACGCGGGACACAUUCCAAUCCAACCCGUCCCUCGCCUCCGAGCUCAAGGAACAACACGGCAUCCAACAGAUCGUGGCCUUCGGCAUCCAGAGCGAGUGCUGUGUCGAAGCGACGUGUGCGGGUGCGCUCGCUGCUGGGUUUGGCGUCACGCUUCUGAGCGGGGCGCACUCGACUUAUGAUGAUGUUCCUCAGGGGCCGGAUGGGAGUGUGAGUAAGACUGCGGUGGAGAUUGAGAGGGAGGUGGAGGAACGGCUGAAGCGGAAGGGGGCGAGGGUCGUGGCCUGGGAGGAUGUUGUUGCCGAGUGGGAGAGGGACGUUUGUUAG